This is a messenger RNA of Tarenaya hassleriana, 2252 nucleotides long. RefSeq names its product protein trichome birefringence-like 18. The record is from RefSeq and is a predicted model, not a curated record. Gene Ontology annotation, molecular function: O-acetyltransferase activity. Bases 438 to 2105 code for a protein of 555 amino acids. Gene Ontology annotation, cellular component: Golgi apparatus. The transcript is spliced from 4 exons. NCBI's taxonomy places the organism in Eukaryota, Viridiplantae, Streptophyta, Magnoliopsida, Brassicales, Cleomaceae.
AUUUCGGCGGAAGAAAACUAAAGUUUCUUCUUCGAUGCAUUUAAUUUUCCCCUGAUCCAAGGAACUAAUAACCAUAUAAACUUCAUUUAAUUAUUACUAAUUAUCGUUAAUCUUGUUUCCGCGAUCUUCUACAUUUUCUGGUCUGGUUUGCCGAAUCUCUCUCUCUCUGGCUCGCAUGAUGAACGAGGCCAGAUUAUUGUUCUUCUUCGGGUAGAUCCUUCUCGGAGUUUCCGAUUUCUGUGAUUUGGGAUCUGAAUUUGAAGAUUUGUAGCGUUGGUUUGAAUCGAGCAUAGAAUUGGAGUACUUCAGUGGAGAUUUGCAUGCUACAGGCUUAGAUUUUGCUUGGAGUGGUAGUUUUCGUAAUCUGUUCGCAAGAUAAAUCCUUGCACAGAGGCUGGUGCUCUUACCGGUUCUGGUUCUGGGUUUGUAGGAAAGCCAUGACUUUGGCUUCUCCUAGGGUUUCUCUGACAAUGGCUGGUUUUCCAAGGAAAGUGUCCACAAUUGCAAUUGCCAUUGGUGGAUUGGCGUCCUUCUUCAUCCUAGGAUCGUUGCUGCUUUUCUCUUACCCGAUUGGUUCCUCGUUUAGUGGGUAUUUCUAUGGAAUGGAAGCUCCUGGACAUAUGGGAUUUCCUGUCUCUUCAGACAAUCAAACAGUAGAAGGCUUUCGUCAGGGUACCGAGUUUAAGAAUGUCCAUAAGAAUCCAUCGUCCAGUUCUAGCUUAGACUCUGGUGGUGAUUCUAGUAGCAGUAGUAGUGUUAAUGAAAAUGAUGGUGAAGGUGAAAGAAAAGUUUCACGGACCGAGUCACCGCUGGAUCUGGAAAGUGAUAGGAAGCCGGAGACAUCUUUCACGCAAGAAAAGGAUAAUAAGUUGCUCCCGAUCUCAUUGGAUACCACAGUUUCUCCAAAUAUGACUGGCGAGAGUGAUGUCAGAUCAGGCGAAACCAACUUAGUUGGAUUCUCGAAUGUUUCCAUGGAUGGAGAUAUAUUGAGUUCAUCAUCUCUUCCCCAUGAUGACUCUAAAACAGCUUCAGAGGAAACAGAAUGCGAUCUGUAUCGAGGUAGCUGGUUUUACGAUCCCCUUGGACCGCUGUACACGAACAACUCUUGCCCUGUCCUGACACAGAUGCAGAACUGCCAGGGCAAUGGACGACCCGACAAGGAAUACGAGAACUGGAGAUGGAAACCCUCUCAAUGUGAACUUCCACGGUUUGACGCCAAAAAAUUUCUCGAGCUAAUGAGGGGAAAGACACUAGCCUUUAUUGGUGAUUCGGUAGCUCGGAAUCAGAUGGAGUCCAUGAUGUGCCUUCUUUGGCAGGCGGAAACUCCUGUGAACCGUGGCAACAGGAAGAUGCAGAGAUGGUAUUUCAAGUCAUCAAAUGUAAUGAUAGCACGGAUAUGGUCGUCAUGGCUCGUCCACCAGUUCUCCGAGCCGUUUGAUUUCGCUCCAGAAGGCGUCACCAAACUCAAGCUCGAUGUCCCCGACGAGCGCAUAAUGGAAGCCAUCCUGAAAUUCGAUGUGGUCGUCCUUUCCUCGGGCCAUUGGUUCGCGAAACAGUCCGCCUAUAUCUUGAACGAGGAGAUCGUGGGUGGUCAGCUAUGGUGGCCAGAUAAAUCGAAGCCCAUGAAGGUUAACAACGUGGAUGCAUUCGGGAUAUCGGUAGAAACAAUCCUUACUGCCAUGGCUACACACCCGAACUACACCGGUCUAACCAUCGUCCGUACAUUCUCACCCGAUCAUUACGAGGGCGGGGCUUGGAACACAGGUGGGUCAUGCACCGGAAAGGUCGAGCCUUUACCGCUCGGGAAGUUAGUGAAAAACGGGUUCACGGAGGUAAUGCACGAGCAACAAGUGAAAGGGUUCGACCGAGCAGUGAAGAAGCAGACCAACGGGUCGAAGCUGAGGCUGAUGGAUAUAACGGAAGUUUUCGGCUACCGACACGACGGGCAUCCUGGUCCAUACAGGAGCCCCGACCCGAACAAGAUCACGAAACGGGGACCUGACGGACGGCCUCCGCCGCAGGACUGCUUGCACUGGUGUAUGCCUGGGCCAGUCGACACGUGGAACGAGAUCGUGUUGGAGCUCAUAAGGCGAUCUUCCUCUUGACAUGGCCUGAAUGAAUGAAUGUUCCGACAAGGAAUGAAGAUGUUGAGGGAGUAAGUUAUACCGUAUAACUUAUACGUACCACGGAAUUUAGUAGUUUGGAUCUGAUUCUUGAAUGAUAAAGGAAAUACACUUUUGUAGAUGAGAUUC